Messenger RNA from Micromonas pusilla CCMP1545, 1508 nucleotides. RefSeq lists its product as uncharacterized. The record is from RefSeq and is a predicted model, not a curated record. Lineage: Eukaryota; Viridiplantae; Chlorophyta; Mamiellophyceae; Mamiellales; Mamiellaceae. Bases 26 to 1429 code for a protein of 467 amino acids. Gene Ontology annotation, biological process: cytoplasmic translational initiation; biosynthetic process. Gene Ontology annotation, cellular component: eukaryotic translation initiation factor 2B complex; guanyl-nucleotide exchange factor complex. The transcript has 4 exons. Gene Ontology annotation, molecular function: guanyl-nucleotide exchange factor activity; translation initiation factor activity.
UCGCGGCGCACGUGCGGCGGCGGUCAUGACGAUGCAGGGCGUCGUCGUCGCGUGCGGCGGGGAGAAGCGCUUCGGGAACCUCGUCACCGAGGACGGCCCGCGAUGCAUGCUCGAGCUCGGGUUCAAGCCGAUGGUGUGGUACGCGCUCCAGACGCUCGAGAAGGGCGGCGUGAGAGACGUGAUCCUCGUCGCCGCGGGGGAGGCGAACGCCGCGGCGUUCGCGCAGUGGAUCGCCGACGAGAUCGGGACGGGCGAGACGUCCUCGCUCGUCGUCUCCGUCGUCGCCGCGGACGAGGACGCGGACACCGCGGACGCGCUCAGGGCGGCGCUGCCGAAGCUGACGACGCCGACGGUGACCGUGAUCAGCGGCGACCUCGUCACGGACGUGCGCUUAGAGGACGUCCUCGCGACGCACGCGAAGCACAGCGCGGUCGCGACGUGCCUCGUCGCGCGCCGACGACCGUGGGCGGCGGUCGACGCGAAGGCGGGCCGCCCGCCGAAAAAUGCGCAUUACAUCGCCGUCGCCUACGACGCGCCCGCCGCCUCCGCGUCGUCCGCCGCGGAGGGCCAGCUCCUCUUCGCGGGCGACGAGGAGGACGUCGACAAGGUGCUGAAACUCCGCCGGCCGAUGCUGCGAAGGGUCCAGCGGAUGAUGAUCCACACGGAUUUGCUCGACGCGCAGCUGUACGCGUUCGAUGUCGCGUGGGUAUCGAGAUUGCUGAGGGAAGAGCCGUGGAUGACGUCGCUGCAGUUGGACGUCGUCCCCGCGCUCGCGCGCCGGCAGUUUAAGCCGGCGAGCGCGGAGGACCACGACACCGCCGCCGCCGGCGCGGGCGCGGGCGUGGACGACGACGACGACGCGGCGCUGAUGAAGGCUGUGUACGGCCCCGCGGCGGCGGGCGCGGGCCCCGGCGCCCCCGACGCCGCGACGGCGGUUCGACGACCGUGCCGCGUGUUCGUCGCGUCCGAGGACGCCUACUGCGCGCGCGUGGACACCGUCGUCCCGGCGUACUUGGAGGUCAGCCGCGAGGUGGCGUCGCCGGCGGCGUGCGACGCCGCGCACCUGAACGGCCGCGCGCCGUCCAAGUACGAAAACUUCGUCGACGCGGGCGUCGCCGUCGGCGGGAAGACGACGAUCGGCCCGGGGUGCGUCGUCGCGCGCGACGUCGUUCUGGGCGAGAAGUGCAGCGUCAAGCGUUCGGUCGUCGCGCGCGGCGCGUCCGUGGGCACCGGCGUGAAGCUCGUGAACUCGGUCGUGAUGCCGCGCGCGAGCGUCGAGGACGGGGUGUCUCUGAACGGCUGCGUCGUCGGGCCGAGGGCGGUGAUCGGCGCGGGGAGUUCGCUGAGGGAGUGUCUAGUGGGCGCGGAGUACGAGGUGGAGGAAGGGGACGACGUUCGCGCGGAGACGCUGUCGAGCAAGGCGCGGUGACGCCGCGCGAUCGAUCGAUGAUCUAUCUUCGCGCGGUGUAGCGAGCGGUUUAUAAUGCCACGACCUGCGACGAUAUGAU